GAAAGUGAUUAUGAUGUUCUGGUUCAUAGUUCCAACUCUCUUCUUGCCUGUGAUUGAGAACUCUGAAUAUCACCUGAUGCAGCUUCAUAAACCCGGUGGAGAGGCAGCGGUGAGACUUCGGAGGACUUUGGGACCUUGCCUUCCAAACCCAUGUUUUCACCAGGGAGAGUGUAAAAUUGUAGGCAACAGUCCCAACUGCACAUGUAAGACUGGCUUUAUGGGCCCAUUCUGUAAAGAUAUGGAGGUGAAACUCCUUUGCGAGGAGGAGUAUAUGAAGAUGAUGGUGAGAAAGGAAGUGUUUGAGAUACUGAAAGUCCCCUUGAGAUCUGUCCAUCUGAUGAACAGUUCUUGCGCUGCUUCUGAGCAAGAUGAGGAUGGAGAAAGCUUCUUUGGAGCCAAGUUGACAGGGGAAAACCACACUGCCUGUGGGUCAGAGAUCAAGGUCAAUGGUUCUCAUGUGUCUUAUGCCAAUGUGAUAGAGUCAGACCGGGAGGAUAAUGGUGUGAUCACCAGGAGCGCACUCAUCCGUGUACACUUCUCCUGCAUCUAUGCCUACAAGCGUGUAGUCAGCUUGCUGUACUCCCUCAAGGCUUUGGACACGUUUGUGCAAUUUUCAGUUAAAGAAGGGGACUUCACCGUAACCAUGGCCCUCUACGAGAGUGCCAGCUUCAAGAAGCCUUACAGCCAGCAGCCGCUGUUGCUUUUCAUGACGGACACCCUCUACGUCCUCCUGAAGAUAGAAGGGCAAGACCAGGUGAAGUACUUCUUUCUAAGUGUAGAGGACUGCUGGGGCACCCCAACGAAUGACCCUGAAGACAGCACGAAGCACUACCUGAUCAUGAAAGGCUGUCCACGUGACAAGACGCUGGAGUUCCUCAACGCCGUUGGAACCAGCACGGUGGCAAAGUUCAGCUUUCAAAUGUUUCAGUUCAAAAACUUCUCCGAGGUGUACCUACACUGCCAAGUCCGUCUGUGCAUUCCAGCCAAUCAGAAGCCGUGUGCCAAGGAGUGUCCCAUCAGGCAGAGGAACAAGAGGGAGCUGGUGGACAACUACAUGAAGAUUGUCUCCUAUGGACCCAUUGUGUUUGCAACCCACUCACACUUGGAAACCCGGAACACCAACGAUCAGACAUCCUUCUGGGCUGUGGAUCCCUGGUGUGAUGGUUGUGGUAGCCAUCAUUGCAACCUUCAUCUUCAUAGCUGUUGCAAAAGUCAUGAAGAAAUGAGCAACUUCUCAACAGCAAACUUCCAAAUAAAUCUAUAA
This is a messenger RNA of Python bivittatus (Burmese python), 1264 nucleotides long. Lineage: Eukaryota; Metazoa; Chordata; Lepidosauria; Squamata; Pythonidae. The record is from RefSeq and is a predicted model, not a curated record.